CACACGCAUACUUUUUCGCCUUUUUCGAGUACAAACCUGAAUCAACAAAAACAAAGACGCAAUAUUUUCAUUGAAGUUUAGCCAAGUGCAAAGAAAUUUUUCAAAAGGGUUGGAUUAUUUUGUUUUCCUGGUGAUUUGGUAUAUUUUGAAGUUCCAGAAUGGCAGAAGAGCCUCAGGCUUCAUCGUCCUGCACCCGGUCGGUUUGUCCGGUGUGCGACAAGCUGUUCCCAAUGGCUGACAUCGAGGGCCAUGUCGAUCGGUGUUUGUUUUUGAAUUCAACCGAUCCUAACGAUGCGGGGCCGGUAGCGCCGCCGGAAUCAACGAACGGAACUCCUGAAAUCGUUGCCAAUGGAAGGGAAGCAAAACGAAGCUUCAGCAUUUUUAACAAGAGUCCGAUUAUUGCUAAUCAGAAACGAUUGAGGUCGGCGACGAAUCAGAAUGGAAACAAUGGACGGAUUCCGAUGAGCGCCGAAGAGAUCGAGAAAACAGUGAUUGAUCUAUCGGAUGAAGAGCGAGAAAAUUCACAGCAGAAUAAGAAAGCCAAAAGAAAAGUUGUGGAAGGAAACGAUGAUAAUAUUCCGCUGGCGGAAAAAAUGAGACCAGACGACCUGAGAGACUACAUAGGACAAGAGCAGAUUAUUGGAAAAAACACGGUCUUGAGGACGUUGUUUGAGAAAAACACAAUACCCAGUAUGAUCUUCUGGGGACCCCCGGGAUGUGGUAAGACGACGUUGGCACAUAUCAUUGCAACUCAUUGCAAGCGACAGGAGAAUAUGCGUUUCGUCAAAUUGUCCGCAACGAUGAGUGGGGUAAAUGAUGUCAAAGAUGCGGUCAAAGUGGCAAAGAAUGAGCUGAGCUUCAAACGUAAGACGAUCAUGUUCAUGGAUGAGAUUCAUCGCUUCAAUAAACUGCAGCAGGACAUAUUUUUGCCUCACGUGGAAAGUGGCACCAUCACGCUGAUUGGAGCCACUACGGAGAACCCGUCAUUCAGUUUGAACUCCGCACUGCUGAGUCGUUGCCGAGUGAUCGUACUGGAGAAGCUGGGUGUUGACGCGGUGGUGAAGAUUCUGGAGCGCGCACUGCCGCAGUACAAAACUGUGAUGUUUAUGAACAAUAAUAGUGUCCCUGACAUCCUGAAUUUACCUUUCAUUCCACGAAUGAUGAUCAGCGCCGAAAGUAUUCGGUGGCUAGCGGAAGUUUGCGACGGAGACGCUCGCAUUGCACUCAGCAGUCUUCAACUGACCUUGAAUGCGGCCUCAGUGCGACAAGAAAAGGAAGAAAUGGCCUUGAAACGAAUUUCGCUGGACGAAAUCAAGGAUGGUAUCAAGAAAUCCCAUCUAUUGUAUGACCGGAAAGGCGACCAGCACUACGAAUUGAUCUCGGCCCUGCACAAAUCUAUACGUGCCUCGGAUGACAACGCAGCCCUCUACUGGUGCACCCGGAUGCUGGUCUCCGGCGAGGAUCCCCGCUAUCUGGUGCGUCGAAUGAUUCGAAUGUCAAGCGAGGACAUUGGACUUGCCGAUCCGAAUGCGCUGACGGUGGCCACCUCUACCCUUUCGGCGGUUCAAGCCGUCGGAAUGCCCGAAGCGGACUGCAUCAUAGCGCAGUGCGCCGUAUAUCUGGCCCGAGCGCCCAAAAGCCGCGAAGUGUACGACGCAUUCAACCGGUGCAAGGGAGCUAUCGAGCACCACAAAGGCCCCAUGCCCAGUGUUCCGCUACAUUUGAGGAACGCUUCCACCAAGCUAAUGAAGAACCUCAACUACGGAGCGGGGUAUAAUCUGCUGCAAAAGGGCGAAUCCGGUUUGCAGUAUAUGCCGGAUGGACUGGAGGAAGAGUAUUUCUUUUCCGAUUAAUUGGAUUUUGUGAUCAUUCCUUGAAUAAGUUGAAUUGGAAGUAAACAUUUUAUUUUCGUUAUUGAAACUUGGUUUUAUUGAGCCAUUUCACGUUCGGGCGGGGUUUUCUUUUUUAGUUACCAGAUGGUUACCUGAAACAAAGAGAGACAUUUUUCGUUAGGUACUGUUCAAAUGAAGUCAAUACAAUGAAUAUAUACAGAA
Messenger RNA from Armigeres subalbatus, 2054 nucleotides. Its product is annotated as ATPase WRNIP1-like. NCBI's taxonomy places the organism in Eukaryota, Metazoa, Arthropoda, Insecta, Diptera, Culicidae. Gene Ontology annotation, biological process: DNA repair; DNA-templated DNA replication; DNA synthesis involved in DNA repair. The coding region runs from base 159 to 1853 and encodes 564 amino acids. Gene Ontology annotation, molecular function: DNA binding; single-stranded DNA helicase activity; enzyme activator activity. The transcript has 4 exons. The record is from RefSeq and is a predicted model, not a curated record. Gene Ontology annotation, cellular component: nucleus.